Messenger RNA from Phasianus colchicus (ring-necked pheasant), 624 nucleotides. Lineage: Eukaryota; Metazoa; Chordata; Aves; Galliformes; Phasianidae. The record is from RefSeq and is a predicted model, not a curated record.
AUGGAGAGGUCUGGGGGUGAUGUUGAGGGGAGGGGGGGGGGCGUCCUCUUGGGGUGGGGAUGUUGGGAUGCAUCCAGUGGAUGUGGAACGGGGGGGACCCAAAGGGUCACUGACCCACUGUGCCCCCCUCCCAGGGAGCACCUCCCCAGCCACUUCAAAUUCAAGGAGUACUGCCCCCAGGUCUUCCGCAACCUCCGCGAGCGCUUCGGCAUCGACGACCAGGACUACCAGGUGUCUCUGACACGCAGCCCCCCCCACGCCGAGGACGGCGACCGCCGCCUGCUGCUGUCCUACGACCGCACGCUGGUGGUGAAGGAGCUGUCGAGCGAAGACGUGGCCGACGUGCACGGGCUGCUGUCCCACUACCACCAGUACGUGGUGCAGUGCCACGGCAGCACUCUGCUGCCUCAGUUCCUGGGGAUGUACCGCGCCAGCGUGGAGAGCGAGGAGAGCUACCUGCUGGCCAUGCGAAACACCUUCAGCCACCGGCUGCCCGUGCACAGGAAGUACGACCUGAAGGGCUCGCUGGUGUCGCGAGAAGCAAGUGAUAAAGAAAAGGUAAUGUGGGGAGGGGGGGCACGGAAUGAAUGAAUGGGGCUGGGGGGGGAAGCACCAGAGUGAAUG